Molecule: messenger RNA, 1842 nt
Organism: Rangifer tarandus platyrhynchus (Svalbard reindeer)
Lineage: Eukaryota; Metazoa; Chordata; Mammalia; Artiodactyla; Cervidae
Source: the annotation of a GenBank genome assembly
AUGCAGAGUGCCGACUCUCAGAAUCCCCCCAAGCGGUCCCGGCGCGACGGCAGCCCAAAAACGCCGCCAAACUCCCCUCCCGCAGACGCAGAGACGUCCCCGAGCCACGACCUGCACCCGGACCACCGAACCUGGGGCCCGAAGCAGGUGUGCUCCUUCCUAAGGCUCUGUGGCUUCAGCGAUUCGGAACUGCUGAAACGCUGCCGAGAGAAGAAAAUGACAGAUUCAUUACUGCCCUUUCUUGAUGAGUCACGUCCUGAAGAUCUUGAAAUAAGUUCCUGUGGGAAGAAAAUGAAGCUGCUUAAUUGUAUCCAACAUACAAUGAAGGUGAUUAAUGAUCCUAUCCAUGGCCACAUUGAAUUUCACCCUCUCCUCAUCCGAAUCAUCGACACACCUCAAUUUCAGCGCCUGCGAUACAUCAAGCAGUUGGGAGGCGGUUACUAUGUUUUUCCAGGAGCGUCACACAAUCGAUUUGAGCACAGUCUAGGUGUGGGAUAUCUAGCAGGACGUCUAGUUCGUGAACUGAGUGAAAAACAACCAGAGCUGCAGAUAAGUGAACGAGAUAUCCUCUGUGUUCAGAUCGCUGGUCUUUGUCAUGAUCUUGGUCAUGGGCCAUUUUCUCAUAUGUUUGAUGGAAGAUUUAUUCCACUUGCUCGACCAGGGAUGAAAUGGACGCAUGAACAGGGCUCAGUUAUGAUGUUUGAGCACCUCAUCAAUUCUAACGGGCUCCGAGAUGUCAUGAAACACUAUGGUCUCAUCCCUGAAGAAGAUAUUUUGUUUAUCAAGGAACAAAUUACAGGACCACCUGCAUCACCCAUCAAAGAUUCUUCAAAGUGGCUCUAUAAAGGGCGUCCUAAAGAAAAAAGCUUCCUUUAUGAGAUAGUGGCCAAUAAAAGAAAUGGCAUUGAUGUGGACAAAUGGGAUUAUUUUGCCAGGGACUGCCAUCAUCUUGGAAUCCAAAAUAGCUUUGAUUACAAGCGCUUUAUUAAGUUUGCCCGUGUCUGUGAAGUAGAUAAUAUGAAGCAUAUUUGUACUAGAGAAAAGGAGGUUGGAAACCUGUAUGACAUGUUCUAUACACGCAACUGUUUGCACCGCAGAGCUUAUCAACACAAAGUUGGCAACAUCAUUGAUACAAUGAUUACAGAUGCCUUCCUCAAAGCAGAUCCUUACAUAGAGAUAAUAGGUUCUGAAGGAAAAAAUUACCACAUUUCUACAGCAAUUGAUGACAUGGAAGCCUUCACUAAGCUGACAGAUAACAUUUUUCUGGAGAUCUUAUACUCCACUGAUCCCAGAUUGGAUGCUGCACGAACGAUUUUAAAGAAAAUUGAAUCCCGUAAUCUAUACAAGUUUGUGGGUGAGACUCAGCCCAUGAAACAACGAAUUCAAAAGGAAGACUACAAACACCUUCCGAAAGAGGUCGCCAGUGCUAAACCCAGUGAUGUACAGUUAGAAGCUGAACUGAAGGCUGAAGACUUGAUAGUGGAUGUUAUCAACAUGGAUUAUGGGAUGGAAGACAAGAAUCCUAUUGAUCAUGUUCGCUUCUAUUGUAAGAGUGACCUCAGCAAGGCAAUCAUGAUUACUAGAGACCAGGUUUCUCAGUUUUUGCCAGGGAGAUUUGCUGAGCAGCUGAUUCGAGUUUACUGUAAGAAGACAGAUGAAAAGACUCUGUUUGCUGCACGACAGCAUUUCGUCCAUUGGUGUUUAAUCAAUGACUUCACCAAGCCACAGGAUGGUGACGUUGUAGCCCCGCUUAUAACACCUCGGAAAUUGGAGUGGAAUACAGCUGGCAUCCAGGAAGGGUCCAAAGUCAAAACCCAGCUUUUCCCAGAUGACUCGAUGUGA